AUGUCAUAUUCCGGCGACAAAAGACCACUCUGCCGUACGUCCCGGGCGGUGCUUCUCACAAUCACACUCGUCCACCUCUGGGCUUCUUCAGGCCUCAACCAGACGGGGGCAAUUCGGGUAAUUCCGGUGCAGAGACAUUUUUCACCCGUUGAGCCGCCGCCGCCGGCUGGUCGUUUUUUCAACGGCGGAGAUUAUUCUGACGUCAACGGUACAACAAGAACAGCGAACAGUACUAGUUUUCUCGAUUAUAAAAGGAGAAUACCCAGCUGCCCAGAUCCUCUCCACAAUUAG
This is a messenger RNA of Striga hermonthica, 291 nucleotides long. The record is from the annotation of a GenBank genome assembly. NCBI's taxonomy places the organism in Eukaryota, Viridiplantae, Streptophyta, Magnoliopsida, Lamiales, Orobanchaceae.